GCAGCCCGGGAACCAGGCGGGGAGGGGGUGGCUAGGGGCCCAAGGAGAGGAAUGCGGCCUAGACGGUACUGCAGCCCAACCGUCGCCAUCGCCAUCCCGGGCCCCAAAUCCUCCCCUUAGGCUGUGCUUUCUCUCUCAGGAGCUCCCCAUGGCUACUGCGCUACCCCUGGGCACCGAGAUACAUUAAGCCUACUAACUACCACUUAUUGAGCGUUUUACCAUGUGCCAGGUGCUGUACAUGCAUUAUCUCGUUGAAUUCUCAUAACUGUGGCUUGUAUUAUUGUUCCCAUUUUUCAGCCUUACCAUGAUUUGCAGAUGUCUGAGUUCCAUGUAAACAGAAGUUAACUGUCUGCGGGCUGUCAUCUUCUUUUGAGGUCAUAUUUGAUCAGAAAUUGGAUGAACCUUCGGGAUGCUGAGACAGGGAAGAUACUCUGGCAAGGAACAGAAGACCUGUCUGUCCCUGGUGUGGAGCAUGAAGCCCGUGUUCCCAAGAAAAUCCUCAAGUGCAAGGCAGUAUCUCGAGAACUUAAUUUUUCUUCGACAGAACAAAUGGAAAAAUUCCGCCUGGAACAAAAAGUUUACUUCAAAGGGCAAUGCCUAGAAGAAUGGUUCUUCGAGUUUGGCUUUGUGAUCCCUAACUCCACAAAUACCUGGCAGUCCUUGAUAGAGGCAGCACCCGAGUCCCAGAUGAUGCCAGCAAGCGUCUUAACUGGGAACGUUAUCAUAGAAACAAAGUUUUUUGACGACGAUCUUCUUGUAAGCACAUCCAGAGUGAGACUUUUCUAUGUUUGAAAGAAGAAUGUGUGUACAUUUCAAGAAUUUGGGUUUUUUGGAGGGAGGAGGAAACUGUUUACUUUUUUCCUCCACACGUUUGAUUUUUGACACAUACACCCCUAAUUCCCUCAACAGCAGAACCUACCUGCAGCCACCAGGGGACCAGCUCUGUGUAGGUAACCAGAUGGCUCUUUUUCCCAAGCCGCCAUCUUCCAGCUGACCAGACUAAACUCCCAACCCCAGACCAGGGCAGGGGGCAGGUCUCAAGUCCUUCCCAGCAUACACACAGGGAACAAACACAUACCACAAACCGGUAACUGUACCUGUCACUCUCCUUGUCUCCUCCUUGGGCCCUACAGGCUACACAUCUACCUUUGGCCCCUGGUUUUGGAAAAAUUCCGUGUUCCUGACCCAUGUUUAGUUUUUUCCUACCAUUUCUAUUUCAUACAUUCUCAUACAUUUAACUUGUAAAAUAGACUGUGAUAUUAUUACAUAAUGUAAUUAAAAAUAUGAAUUAAAAUAUUCCUACAGUCUUUA
Messenger RNA from Pan troglodytes (chimpanzee), 1311 nucleotides. It is a transcript of the gene PDE6D, whose product is annotated as phosphodiesterase 6D. Gene Ontology annotation, cellular component: cytoplasm. Gene Ontology annotation, biological process: sensory perception of light stimulus. The transcript has 6 exons. The coding region runs from base 397 to 792 and encodes 131 amino acids. The record is from RefSeq and is a predicted model, not a curated record. Lineage: Eukaryota; Metazoa; Chordata; Mammalia; Primates; Hominidae.